AACGGUUACCAAGCAAAAGGAAAAGAAACAUCAAGAACUUCAUCGUGAUUAACUUUUGAUAGUUUUUACUCAUCCCUCUCGUGUUUUACAUAUUCUCGAGCCGUUAGAUAUUAUAUAUUUCGUUACAGGAGGAAACGAAAUAAUGAGCUGAAUGCUUAGAAACUUGCUGAAUAAGUAUAAAACUUGAAUAGAUGGCCUUGUCACGCAUGAGUGUGCACGAUCUAAUGGGAAAUACCCACAACAAAGGAAGGACAAAAAAGAAACAAGUUCUUGGAAAGGAAGGUGCAAGCACCUUUCACUCCAGAGAUGAAAGUGAUCAUGUUGAUGAGAUAUAUGAUCAAGGAUUAAGACAUUUUCGUGAAUCUGAAUUGAAGAGGCAGGAAGACAUGCGAAAGAUUAAGCCUCAGAACCCAAAUUUAGAUGUCAAAAAGGAAGGAGAUGUACAAGAGGAAAGGAAUGCACAAACUGUGCAUGGCACUAGCAAUGGUACACUUUCAAGUGAUCUAUACCAAGGUUUAUCAAAUCUUGUGAUGGAAGAUCAGGAUAGAAAUCUGCAUGAUAAUCAUGCUUCGCCUCAAGAUGCUAUAUCAUGCAAUGAUGGAAGGAAUCUAAAUAAUGCAUCUGAUGAUUGCCAUGACCUCAGUCAGGAACAGCAAAGUGGUUUGAACCAAGCUAAUGGUCCAAGUGAUGUUGCUGAUGGAGCACCAGUGACAGAUCCUAGUAUUCAUGAACUUGAAUUGAGAGAGUCUUGCAUACCAAACUCUUUAGGUCCUGGUACUAUGUCUUAUACUUCUAGUUAUGAAAAACCUGAUUCUAACCCUAGUACAAAUACAAAUUGUGGGAUUGAAGCAGCUGAGAGCAUUAGGAAAACUCCAGCUCAUAAGAAAACUCCCGAGGAACAGAAUGAGCAUUCCCCUACUUCAUCUGUACCUCCAACACCUCAGCCAAAGAGCGAAUCAUGUAGUCCUGAAACUUCACAGAUUGUUCCUGGUGGACACCUGAAAGGAUCAGGACAAGAUGAAGAAGCAGAGAAAAAGAAAAGUCCUGAGCAGUUGAAAGUGUUAGAAGUGGUGAGAGAUGGAUCCGAAUUUUCAGACAAGCUCUCUAAAUAUUUGGAUCGUGAGAUGAGAGUAAUAAAAUGUUGGAAGCAUCUGGCCUAUGUUUUAUGUGUCCCCUCUGAUGAAACCAGGAAGUUUGAAAUGUAUUCUGAGCACAGCCCUACAGAGGAUUUAUUUGUUUAUCUCGCUGAAGUCUGGCAUCCUGAUUUGAAAGUCAAGGAGCUUAAGCAGAAACUCCAGAAAAUUCAUCGCAAUGAUUUGAUCGAAAGCUUGAACACGGGACUUUUCAAAGAUACAAUGAGUGUGGGUGAUCUCAUCUCUGGUGAAACUAAGUUCAUUAAAUUACUGUCACCAAAACUUGACAUAGACUCGAGAACCAUUGGAAACUGGAGAUCUUUGGCAUCAGAGUUUGGUAUUAGAAAACAACAG
Stylophora pistillata is the source of this 1487-nucleotide messenger RNA. RefSeq lists its product as uncharacterized. Gene Ontology annotation, molecular function: protein binding; cysteine-type deubiquitinase activity. Lineage: Eukaryota; Metazoa; Cnidaria; Anthozoa; Scleractinia; Pocilloporidae. Gene Ontology annotation, biological process: signal transduction; protein deubiquitination. The record is from RefSeq and is a predicted model, not a curated record.